Messenger RNA from Hirsutella rhossiliensis, 4017 nucleotides. RefSeq names its product PIF1-like helicase domain-containing protein. NCBI's taxonomy places the organism in Eukaryota, Fungi, Ascomycota, Sordariomycetes, Hypocreales, Ophiocordycipitaceae. Gene Ontology annotation, biological process: DNA repair; telomere maintenance. Gene Ontology annotation, molecular function: DNA helicase activity. The coding region runs from base 1 to 4017 and encodes 1338 amino acids. The transcript is spliced from 5 exons. The record is from RefSeq and is a predicted model, not a curated record.
AUGUUUCCCCUCGACGGACCGGCUGCCUUCGCGGAUACCGAUAAGCUGUCGUUUCUGGCUGAUAUCGUCAACGCCAAUCCGGUUCGACAUGGCAACUCUGUGCCACUUGAGCAAGCCUAUGCGAACUUGACCGAGGACCGACUGAAGAGAGCCGAGGCGGAGAUGCGGGAGACGAGGACUACGUCGGACCCCGACGUAUCGGUCUUGCUUCGCGAGCUGUCGAUUUUUGGACAUGCACAGCCGCUCUCGAACGAAUCCCGUUUGCUUAUGCGGAGGAAGAUACAAGCUCUGGACAUCCGCGCCGGUAUGCCUGCAAUCUGGAUUACCAUCAAUCCUAACGACAUUAAUAAUCCGGUAAAGAUGAGGCUUGCCAUUCAUAGGCUCCACGAUUAUGAGUCUGCAAAGGGACUUUUGGCCGAUCUCCGUGAAAGGUACGAUAGAAUCGCCCUCAGCACCAUGGAUCCGGUCAGCUCGGCCAUUUUCUUCCACCGAGAAAUAUCUCUAUUCUUUGACAAAUACGUGAACACAGGCCAGGAAUCGAUCUUCGGGAAGAUCAGCCACUACUACGCCACGGUGGAAACGAACGAGCGAGGCAGCCUCCACUUGCAUGGACUCCUCUGGCUGGACGGCAACAUGCGACUGCCGAACCUGAUGGACGACAUGGCCAACCCCGCGGAAGAAGCAUAUCGUGCCCAAGUGAUCCGAUACGUAGACUCUGUGUUUCACGAGUGUCUAGAUGAAGAUGCCGGAAAAGCCGUGCGACAACAGAGGAAGCCCAUCCAUCCUGUGGGGGAGAUCAUGACCAGCACCUCGGCUCUCACUGCGGCCUUCGAAGACGAAUCCAACUUCGUCGCGUACUGUUGCCAAGUGCACUCCCACACGUACACCUGCCUCAAGUAUUCUCUGAAGGGGGUUGCCGAACAGGGUGCGGAUCCACAGGGACGGACGGCCUGCCGCUUCAAAGCACCGUGGAAGAUCGUCGACGAGACAGGGUUCACAGAGGAUGGCUUGCUUCAGAUCCGGCGCAACCAUCCGCUCGUCAACCGGUACAACAAGUCACUGGCGGUCGGCCUUCGUCAUAAUCACGACGUCUCGAUGAUCUUGACCAAAACCAAGGGCCUGGCCAUGGUGUACUACAUCACGAACUACGCCACCAAACUGGAUACGCCGAUGUGGAAGCGCAUUGCUCGCCACCGAGAUCCCACCCUGCCCGACGACAGGCAGCAGGGAGUUUUAAACAAGAGCCGUCAGUUCCUGAUGAGAACGGCAAAUCGGAUCUUCUCCGAGCGACAACUCUCGGCCGUCGAGGUCUGUUACCACCUUGGAUAUGACACCGACUUUACCAACGUGCCGCAUUGGUCGUUCCUGAACUUGACGGCCCUCUACUGGACAAUCUUUCGGCUAUGGGCACAUCUCCGCCACCAGGCCGGUGAGCUGACGGACGCUGAACAGCCCCCGGAGACCAUCCCUCUGAGGCAAGGAGGGCGAACGCUUCUAUGCUUAGAUGCGUACGCCUACCGGGGCCAUGUUCUACGGGACUUAUGCCUGUAUGACUAUAUGUCAAUGGUUCACUUGGAUUCCGACUGUGACGGCUGGAUGCAAAAGCUUCGACGGCCCGACCAGUACGCCGUCCCGAUCUUCCAAGGAUACAUCAGCGACGACCAUGACGACGAUCACCCAGUGUAUAUUAAGCGAAAUUCUGUCCUACAUUUGGCGUUAUUCGUCCCUUGGGAAAACUUCAUUUCUGAGAGCCUAGGCGAUAUAACCGACAUAUGGACGACGCAUCGAGCGCGGCUUUGUCCCCGCCUCCGUUUCUACGUCUCCAACAUUUGUCUUUUGAGAAAGUCUGCCGAGGAUGCGCGUAAAGACGCGAAGCUCUGGGCCAGUCGAUCGGAGGGUGACGACACAAUUGACGUCGAGUACCCACUUGACGAUGGCCGCUACGAGGAGGAGCCUCCAGCGAUGGCUCAUCGUCAGGCCUACAGAGCUCUACUCCAGAUUUUGCGAAAUGCCGUGCAGCACACGGACGCCACGAAAGACUCACCCGUCCUUGGAGGCUUAAUACGCGAUCUGUGCGAGGAGAACCCGGCGGAAGAGGAGCAACCUUUGGUGCAACGUCAGGAGGAUUUGUACCGGAAUAUACCCCAUGAUCAAGGUGAUGCCUUGUGCCAAUUUCCAAUAUCUCGAGACGAUGUCCAAGCAGCGGCCAAGGCCCAACAGCUAAUGCAUCUUCGGAUGCUUGACGACAUUGAGAGUGGUUCUCAGGGGACCAUGCUUUCCGCGGAUGGCGCCGACGUCGACGAUACCCUAGCUCGCUACGGCGAUACGGAGUCCGCUGCUGCGCUCCCGGGCAGCGACCUCAAUGAACAAGGCCCUCGGAUGCUUGUCGAUGUCAGUCCGGCAACUAGCUUCGCGGAGAUGGGACACACCACCGCGGCCAGCUUUACACUGAACUAUCUACAGACCAUGGCCCUUCAACUCGUUUGCCUGUUUCUGGACAAGUAUACUGCCAACCCGGACUCAGCCGGUCAGCAUCUUCAAUACACCGGCGGGCCGGGUGGCACGGGAAAGUCGAGGAUUAUCGAUGCCCUGAAGGACGUGUUCGCGGCGAGGAACCAGCCACAUCUUCUGCAGAUAACCGGCACAUCGGGCAGUUCGGCGGCCCAGAUUGGCGGCACGACGAUCCACUCGGCCUGUGGGUUAGAUUCCCAUCGCGAUCCAAACAAGCCGCCUCCCCCCUUCUCGGAGGCGAAGAAGUGGGUAUGGAGACAGAAGCUGGUGCUCGUGAUUGACGAGGUCAGUAUGCUGGGAGGAGCCACUCUGCACAACGUCAGUCGCCACCUGCAGGCGCUCCGUGACUGUCCGGACGAACCGUUUGGUGGCAUGCCUGUCGUUCUACUGAUGGGAGACUUCUACCAGUUCGCCCCCGUGCGGGAGACAAGCCUACUGAUCAUCAGACCGCCGGACCGAACAGAGACCCCCCUGCGACAAGCCACCAUCUCUCACCACAGCGGCUGCAGAUUGUGGCAUCUGUUCAAAAUCGUGGUGCUCCUCGAAGACCAAGUCCGCGCACGCAACGAUCCCCAACUCCGUGCACUCCUGGAUCGAGUUCGUAACGGGCGCCAGACCCAUGAAGAUCUGAGCUUGCUCAAUGCCAACAUUGUAGGACGCUCGCAAAUCACCUUCCACGAUGGUUUGCGCGCUAUAACGCCGCUGAACCGCACCCGGUGGGCCCUCAACAUGGAAGCUGUUGUGGGCUGGGCGCGCUUCAACCAGCGGCAUAUCCGUAUCUUUGUCUCGACUCACACCUGGCGUAGCGGCGCGCUUUCUUCAGACAUCGUAGCGCGAACCAUCGGACAAGGCGACGACUCUGCCUGCAAAGUCCCCGGCGUCUUCUUCUACGCCCAGGGCAUGCCCGUGGUUGUGAACAAGAACAUCUACACUGGCCUGAAGGUUGUGAAUGGGGCCGACUUUACCGCCGUGGACGUGAUAAUCGAUCCCAAUCACCCGGGAUACUGCUUGGCAGAUGACGUGACCAUCCACUUCGGGCCACCGCUCGGCAUUCUUCUGCAGUCCGAGGAGACGAAAGCCUUGGCGAUACCGUCCCUCCCGGUCGGGACAGUGCUCAUCCGACCCAUGUCGCAUACGCUCGAUUCGACUAGCUCUCACUUCAAAUUCUUGUCGGCAAGAUGCACACGACGUGGAUUACCCGUUGCGCCAGCGUUCGUCCUCACUGACUAUAAAUCUCAGGGUAAAACGUUUGUAGAAGUACUCUUGGAGCUGCGUGGAAAUCGUCUGACCAAUGGCGAACCCUCCAAAUGCGAUUUCACGAGCCUCUAUGUUCAACUGUCCAGGUGUACUACGCUCCAUGGCAUCAAACUCCUCAGUCCCGUGAGAUACCAGGAUUUUAUUGACAAUACGCUAGAUCGAGCCAUGCUUGAUGGAAUGCGCAGACUCACAAACUUGGCGGCGCAAACGAGACGGGCAUAUGAGGGUGGCGAUUUAGAAAAGCAGUGA